Piliocolobus tephrosceles (Ugandan red Colobus) is the source of this 1752-nucleotide messenger RNA. It is a transcript of the gene NAA40, whose product is annotated as N-alpha-acetyltransferase 40, NatD catalytic subunit. Lineage: Eukaryota; Metazoa; Chordata; Mammalia; Primates; Cercopithecidae. Gene Ontology annotation, molecular function: histone H2A acetyltransferase activity; protein N-terminal-serine acetyltransferase activity; histone H4 acetyltransferase activity. The record is from RefSeq and is a predicted model, not a curated record. Gene Ontology annotation, cellular component: nucleus. The transcript has 8 exons. Bases 121 to 945 code for a protein of 274 amino acids.
UCUGGUCCGAGACCCUCGGCCCGCCUAGCGGGCGCUCCACCUGCGCGCCGGCUCCCGGAUCCCCCUACACCGGUUCUGCGCCGGCGCGGUACCAGGGCGCGCGGGGGAGCUGCGAGGCGCAUGCGCCGUGCGGGGUCGCCGCUCUGCAGCCGCCGCUGUUGCCGCCUCCGCCGUUGCCGCCUCCCUGCCGGCAAGUGUGUGAAGAAGGAGUUGAGGGUCGCCGCCGCCGCUAUGGGGAGAAAGUCAAGCAAAGCCAAGGAGAAGAAGCAGAAGCGGUUGGAGGAGCGAGCAGCCAUGGAUGCCAUUUGUGCCAAAGUGGAUGCUGCCAACAGGCUCGGAGACCCUCUGGAGGCUUUCCCAGUGUUCAAGAAAUAUGAUAGAAACGGGUUGAAUGUCUCCAUUGAAUGUAAGCGAGUGUCUGGACUGGAGCCAGCCACCGUGGAUUGGGCCUUCGACCUGACCAAAACGAAUAUGCAAACCAUGUAUGAGCAGAGUGAGUGGGGCUGGAAGGACCGAGAGAAACGGGAGGAAAUGACAGAUGACCGAGCCUGGUACCUCAUCGCGUGGGAAAACAGCUCCGUCCCUGUUGCCUUUUCUCACUUCCGGUUUGACGUGGAGUGUGGGGAUGAAGUCCUGUACUGCUAUGAAGUGCAGUUGGAAAGCAAGGUGCGGCGGAAAGGCCUGGGGAAGUUCCUUAUACAGAUCCUACAGCUCAUGGCCAACAGCACACAGAUGAAGAAGGUUAUGUUAACAGUAUUUAAACACAAUCAUGGCGCCUACCAGUUCUUCAGAGAAGCGUUGCAAUUUGAAAUUGAUGACUCUUCCCCCAGCAUGUCCGGUUGCUGUGGGGAGGAUUGCUCCUAUGAGAUCCUGAGCCGGAGGACCAAGUUUGGGGACAGCCAGCACUCCCACGCGGGUGGGCACUGUGGUGGCUGCUGCCACUGAACUCUCAGAGCCACUUUCAAGUCACAAUGCUCUCUCCUAAGGCCUUUCCUCUUUCCUGGUCUCACCGUUUGCCAGGUGUCCUCGGAGCUGUGGCCUCCCCAGCCCUGCACGUACCAGGCUGCACCCUGAGAGCACAGAACCCUGGGGAGAAGUGGAUGAGCUGCUCCUCCUCUCCUAGGAGACCAGAGUGCUAGGAGGGAAUGAAAGAGAGAGGGAAGAGUGGGUGGGGCCUGGCAGUGAAGCUCAUCCUCCACAGUGGCUGCCUCCUCACUUGGCUCCUGGGGCCUGCAGUGGAGGUUCUCCCACCUCUGCAGCUCCUAGAGUCCUGGAAACCUCCCCUCCCCUUACACAUACACUUGGACAAAUGGAAUGUUUAUGCCCACCUUUAUGAAAGUUCUGGAGUCCUGGGUCUGGGGUUUGCUGAUCCCCAAAGAGGAGCACAUAGGGUGUAAGAUCUGGGCAUAGAGGGAGGCUUCAGAGAGACUCACACUUUCGCAGAUGGAAUGCUCUUAUGGAGACUGUGGGAAGAUCUUUUGUGCCAAGAUGCAGGGAAGUGAAGAAAGCUCUUUCCAGCUGUUUUUAUGGAUUCAUGGAGUGGGCUCAUGUUGAGACCAGCUGACUCUGGGAGGAAGACUGCCUCUCUCCAUUACUGUCAGUGAGAGAGAGGCUGAAAGGACCAGGAACGAGGUGUUCUGUGGGACCCGCCAUGGGGAUGAUUGCUUCUCUAGGCUCCUGGACAUUGCUGCAUUCUAAGCUUAACCUCCUGGUCUCAUGGCAGUGACCUGAGCUUUUGAUUCAUAGAAGAAA